GGGGAGUAAUCCAAUAAAGAGGAGCACAGGAGUCGCUCCUCCAUCUCUCUUUCAAGAACCAAAGACGCACAGCACAUCACGGCACAGGACAGGAACUGUUUACACCCAAGAUGGCGGAGCGCUAUGACUGCCACUACUGCAAGGAGUCUCUGUUUGGGAAGAAGUAUGUUCUGCGUGAUGAAAAUCCAUACUGUGUGAAGUGCUAUGAGAGCCUGUACUCCAACACCUGUGAGGAGUGCAAGAAACCCAUUGGCUGCAACAGCAGAGAUCUGUCUUAUAAGGACCGUCACUGGCAUGAUGACUGCUUCCACUGCUUCAAAUGCCAGCGUUCUCUGGUGGACAAGCCGUUCUCCACCAAGGACGAACAAUUACUGUGUAUUGACUGUUAUUCCAAUGAGUAUUCCUCUAAAUGUUAUGAGUGCAAGAAGACAAUCAUGCCAGGCUCCAGGAAGAUGGAGCAUAAGGGGAACAGCUGGCACGAGACCUGCUUUUCCUGCCAGCGCUGUCAGCAGCCCAUUGGAACCAAGAGCUUCAUUCCUAAAGACAACAAUAACUACUGCGUGCCCUGCUACGAGAAGCAAUUCGCACUGCAGUGUGUUCACUGCAAGAAGCCAAUCACCACUGGGGGCGUGACCUACCAUGACCAGCCAUGGCAUAAGGACUGCUUCCUGUGCACAGGCUGUAAGCUGCAGCUGUCCGGCCAACGCUUCACCUCUCGUGAUGAAUUUGCCUAUUGCCUCAACUGCUUCUGCAAUCUGUAUGCCAAGAAGUGUGCUGCCUGCACCACCCCCAUUAGCGGUCUAGGAGGAAGCAAAUACAUCUCCUUUGAAGAGAGACAGUGGCACAACGACUGCUUCAACUGCAAGAAGUGCUUGGUGUCUCUGGUGGGCCGUGGCUUCCUGACUGAGAGGGAUGAGAUCCUGUGUCCUGACUGUGGCAAAGACAUUUGAUCACACAGCAUAGCACUGCAAUUCCUAACAUUUUAUUCUUUCAACAAAGUUAAAUAGCAAUACAAGCUUUUAUCAUAGCUAAUAUAUUUGUCUAAUAAAAGUUUAAAGGAGCCUGUGUGUGCCAAGGCGUAUUAUAUAAUAUUGUGUCAUGUCUUUAUGUUCAGGGUUUAAAAUGUUGCCAAACAAGAAACAUAUGCAGAGUGAAAAUUGUCUUUGUUUUAAGAUGUAAAGACAUAAAGCACAUAAGUGUUAUUGCCUAUAUACCUUUUUUUUGUGACUAACAUUUGCUUUUCACUCAUCAAUCAAUAUUUGUCAUUUAUAGACUGUAAAGAAUUUGCUGUAGCUCAUAAUAAACUUCUUGAAAAGGCAUUAAUGAAAGCCUCAGUACUGCUUACAAGAGAUCACUACAA
Messenger RNA from Pimephales promelas (fathead minnow), 1360 nucleotides. NCBI's taxonomy places the organism in Eukaryota, Metazoa, Chordata, Actinopteri, Cypriniformes, Leuciscidae. The record is from RefSeq and is a predicted model, not a curated record.